Molecule: messenger RNA, 1419 nt
Organism: Fulvia fulva
Lineage: Eukaryota; Fungi; Ascomycota; Dothideomycetes; Mycosphaerellales; Mycosphaerellaceae
Product: Zinc finger C2H2 protein
Exons: 1
Coding region: 1-1419 (472 amino acids)
Biological process (GO): regulation of transcription by RNA polymerase II
Molecular function (GO): RNA polymerase II cis-regulatory region sequence-specific DNA binding; DNA-binding transcription factor activity, RNA polymerase II-specific
Source: RefSeq, a predicted model, not a curated record
AUGUCUUCAUCGGGUACACCUGUGAGACCUGGGCGUGGCGUUGUCGUGCCCGGUAUUGACACUCGUGGCCCUGCUGAAAAGGCUCUCGCUUUCCAUGGGUUGCCUCUUACGCCGCCUCAGUCUGCGCAUGACUCUCGACGACCGUCGUUGGCAUUUUCUGCGUUAUCAGAUGCAUCCCAGUCAGGCCCGUCGUCCAUCAGCGGCUACUCACAGCCGGUAACGCCGAUUCAUAGCAUGGCGCAGUCUCACGACUUUACUGCGCAUUGGACGGACGGCGUUGACCUACACGCUUCCAUCGCCGCGACCAUGAACGACAGUUGCCAGAAUGCGCACCUGGGCCAGUCAAUGUUUGGCAUGCCAUUCGAACACCAGCAAAUGAGCGAUGCUUCAAACAUGCCGAUCUACCCUUCUGUUGGACAAGACAGCUUUGCGUCCACAAUGACCGCGUCGCCAGCUCGCAACGCUUGGUCGAUCGCACGGCAAACUCCGUCCAGCCUCGUAGCCCCUACCGGGUUGAACUUCAGCCAGGAGUGCUCACCUGCCACACUUGGGUACCGCAAUGUUGACCAAUCGUUUCAGCAAUCAUUUGAGCAACCAUCAUAUUCGCAGUAUGGACCGUCUCAUGCUUCACUGGCAUCGUCAGCAUUCCAUCAGCCACAACAUGUGGUCCCAUCGCAGGUCAAUGCCCAAGAGGACUAUACGAUGGACACAAGCUCUGCAUACGGUACAGGCGAGACUGUUCACGGUGCUUAUACGCAGAGCUUCGAUUCAGACACCUCGGGAUACAGUGACUUUUACGCAGUAGGACCUGAAAGCCCCAUGGGUGCGUACUUCGACGAGUCCGACCCGGAUUUCGUCCACAUCAAGAACGAGUACUCAUCCCCGUCUCGUGGCACCUCGACGCCCCGAUCGCGGCAGCUUCCUGGUGGAUACAACCCUCAGCGCGUUGCACGAAAGAAUAGUCGUUCUGCCAAGCGUUCACGCAAGUCCCAGCAUGAAGGGAAAGCAUGGCUGGAGCAAGAAAUUAACGGCAUAAUCGUACAAUGUGAAGGAAAGCCGUUUGAGAUCAAGAAUGGCAUAGCCCACACCCAUGAAUCGAAAGACUCCAAGCCGCAUCGGUGCACCUACGAAGAUGAACCUGGCAACCCCUGUGGUAGUCGUUUCGAGCGAACUGAGCACUUGAAGCGGCAUAUGAGCAUGCACUCGAGAGAGCGUGCUUACAAAUGCCCGUUGCCUAAAUGCGGCAAAGCCUUCAGUCGCCCAGAUAACACAGGCGACCAUUUCAAGACCCACCUCCGACCUAACGCGAAGGGUCGCCGCAACCCUCCGUUCGAAUUCCAUGUGCUUGAGCGAGGGAUCGUGCAAACGUACGAUGAGAAGACCGCAAACAAGGCGAGCACACUCACCGUUCACGCCUAA